CGAGGGCCGUUUCAUUUUCAGCCAUGUGGUUUUGCACGGCUGCCAUGGCGACUUAAAGCGACUGCUCCCAUGCGGCAUCCUCUAUGCACUAUGCGUGCAUAUCUAUCUCCUUGAUCCCUCCCUUUGAUGGCCGCGCGCGCCACUGAGCACCCGGAUAUGCAUAAGUAGUUCCACUUGCGGCCUCCCAGCAAAGCCCUAUAUAAGCGCCCCCUUCCAAGAAAGAUUCAGUUCAAGCUCGGCUACCCCACUGCUCGCUCAGCAACCAGCAUACAACACAUAGUUUAACUUGACACCUGUCGAGACUCGAGAGAGAGGAUCAGGGAGGAGCAUGGCGACCUUGUGCAGGCAGCCGAGUCUGGAGUUCGACGUCAAGGUCGUGAGGGUGGCCGGCGUCGAGGCGCGGCUCGAGGGUAGCCUCUUUGUGAGGUACUACGUCCCGGCCGGCGACGGGAGGCGGCGGAUCCGCGUGGACACGCGCGAGGUCCCGUGCGGCGCCGGGGACGACGACAUGCUCUGGGGCGAGCGCGUGCGCUUCCAGCUGGCGGGCAACGGCGGGGCCGUCGCCGCGCCCGGCAAGGUCGCGUUCGAGCUCCGGUGGAGGCCGCGCCCGUCGUCGUCCGGGCUGGCGGCGUUCCUGGGGACAGGGAGGCCGUCGUCACGCGUGCUGGCGCGGGCCGAGCUCGCCUUGUCGGCGUCGGCGGAGAGCUGGCUGAGACUCUCGCCGGCGGGCCGGGAGCUGGGCAGCGGGUGCAAGGCGCCCAAGUUGCUUGUCGAGGUCAAGGUCGUCCACGCCGUAGCGGCUGCCGCUCAUGUGGCCGUGCAAGCGAGGAAGUUCGGCGGCGUGAACGAGUGCUGCCGUGGCGGCGAGCGCUGCGGUAGCUGUGGGUGGGUCGGGACCGAGGAGGACAUGUUCCUCUCCGCGACGUUUACUCAAUAGCAGUACCAGUAUUGUGAUGGUAGGUGAACUUCGUAGGAGAGCUCUUCCAGCAAGCAGUUGUCGAUUUCAGUCAAACUCGGGCGUGAAAUAUGAACAAAUUUUGAACAAA
Messenger RNA from Triticum aestivum (bread wheat), 1046 nucleotides. RefSeq lists its product as uncharacterized. The transcript has a single exon. The record is from RefSeq and is a predicted model, not a curated record. The coding region runs from base 329 to 937 and encodes 202 amino acids. NCBI's taxonomy places the organism in Eukaryota, Viridiplantae, Streptophyta, Magnoliopsida, Poales, Poaceae.